This is a messenger RNA of Aegilops tauschii subsp. strangulata, 1763 nucleotides long. RefSeq names its product UDP-glycosyltransferase 83A1. Lineage: Eukaryota; Viridiplantae; Streptophyta; Magnoliopsida; Poales; Poaceae. Gene Ontology annotation, molecular function: UDP-glycosyltransferase activity. The record is from RefSeq and is a predicted model, not a curated record.
ACGGGGAGAGUGACACAUUUUGCUCUUGCAAAUUUUGUCAUACUCCAUUUCAGCGCGAACAACCACAAUGGCUGCUGCUGCUGCUGCUCAGCCUCGUGUCAUGGUGCUACCCUUUCCUGCGCAGGGCCACGUCAUCCCGCUCAUGGAGCUGUCCCGCAAGCUCGUCGGGCACGGCUUGGAGAUCGACUUCGUGAACACCGAGUUCAACCACGGCCGCGUCCUCCAAGCCUUGGCAGAGGACGGAGCAAUCCCAGGAGGAGUUCACAUGCUCUCCGUUCCGGACGGCCUGGGGCCGGCCGACGACCACACCGACAUCGGCGCACUGGAGGGACUACCGGCCGCUAUGUCCGGCCGCCUCGGGAUGAUCAGGUCGAGGAAGACCAAGUGGAUGAUAGCGGACGUGUCCAUGAGCUGGGCCCUGGAGCUGGCCACCACGGCGGGCGUCCGUGUCGCCUUGUUCUCCACGUACUCUGCAGCCGUGUUCGCGCUCAGGUUGAAGCUCCCAAAGCUGAUAGAGGACGGCGUUGUUGAUGAAAGUGGGAACGUGAAGAGGAACGAGAGGGUCCAACUGAUGCCGCCCGUUGACGCGGCCGAGAUCCCCUGGGUCAGCCUUGGCAGCACGCCUGAGAGGCGCAGAACCAACAUCCAAAACGUCCUCAGGACCAACAGGUUGAUACCGCUAGCUGAGACGAUCAUAUGCAACACCUUCAUGGAGAUGGAACCUGACGCUCUGGCUCUGCUCCCAAACGCGCUGCCGCUCGGCCCGCUAGCGCCGACGUCGAGGCCCGCCGGACAUUUCCUGCCCGAAGACCUCACCUGCCUCGCCUGGCUCGACGCGCAGGCCCCCUGCUCCGUCGUCUACGUCGCCUUCGGGAGCUCCGGCAUCUUGGACGCGACGCAGUUCCAAGAGCUUGCCGACGGGCUCGCGCUCUCCGGCCGGCCGUUCCUGUGGGUCGUCCGGCCAAACUUCACCACCGGAGCCACAAAAGGUUGGUUCGACGCGUUCAAGCGCCGCGUCGAGGGCAAGGGGCUGGUCGUGGGCUGGGCGCCGCAGCAGCGCGUGCUCUCGCACCCCGCCGUCGCCUGUUUCGUGUCGCACUGCGGGUGGAACUCGACCAUGGAAGGCAUGCUGCACGGCGUGCCGUUCCUGUGCUGGCCGUACUUCGCCGACCAGUUCUCCAACCAGAGCUACGUCUGCAACGUUUGGGGCACCGGCAUCAAGCUUUGCCGAGACGAGCGAGGGGUCGUGGCGAAGGAGGAGAUCGAGAGCAAGGUGGCGCGGCUGCUCGGUGACGAGGGGGUCAAGGCGAGGGCUGCGACGUGGAAGGACAAGGCUUGUGCGAGCAUUGCAGAGGGAGGGUCCUCGCAUGAGCACCUUCUCAAGCUCGUGAACUUGCUAGGAGAGUAGGGAUCCCAUCCCAUCGCUGCGUGAAUCAUGACACCGAGACAUCGGACGGCUCCGGACAUCUACGUCGACAAAUAUACAAAACAAUAAAACUCAAACGGCUUAGAUUUAGCUUUAUUUUAUAUAUAGUGAAGUGGUGAGCAAGGCAUGAUCUGCCUCCGUGUUAGAAUGAUUAUUUUUCAUGUUGGGAAUUGCUACAAGAAGGCUGUCCUAUGGCGUUUUGGCAUUUUUGAGUCAAUAAAAGUGUUCUUUAUCAGAAAAAAAUGGCCUUCGAUAUGUCAAAAUAAAUUUUUAUGUUUUCUCUAGAAGAUCUUUAUCAUAUUUUUUAGCGAAAUUGCUGCACGCACGGCGUUUCCUU